AUGGCAUACGAUUAUUUCCGUCGCAAGCAGGAAAAGAUCAACUACAAGGAACCGGACAUUGUAACAGUCGACCGCGUACCCAACGUUCCAAUUGACUACAAAAUUGUUGGCUUAAAUGACAAGACGAAUUUGGAUUUGAUUUUGUUUCGCUGCCAGACCUGUCCGUUCUGUUGCAAGAUGAUUGCGUAUUUGAACAGCAAAGGUCUGUCGUAUUCGGUGGUCAGUGUUGAUGAGCCCUUCGAGAGAAGAGUGAAAUGGUCGCACUACAAACAAGUCCCGUGUGUGCUGGCGCGCACCAAAGACGGCAAAUACAUUGAGUUGACCAAUUCGAGUGUAGUGAUUUCGAUUCUAGCGGCUUUGACGAAUGAUCCGGAACAGAAUAUCGAAGAUUUGGCGAAAAUGUAUCCGAAGAUAUCGUAUGUCAAGGCGAAUGGAGUGAAAAAACACGGCAUUGUGAACAAGUAUGAUCUGAUGUACAAUGGAAAACUACCGAAGGGAGUAACGCUGGAAUCGAUACAUGAAGAGUUCCGAUGGCGUGACUGGGCCGAUCAUCAAUUCGUCCACAUGGUGUACCCAAACAUUUAUCGAACGCAUGCGGAGGCACUGGAAACGUACAAUUGGUUCUCGGAGCUGGGCAAAUGGGACCAGAUGUAUCCGAGUUGGAUGACAUAUCUUAUGGUACAUGCAGGAGCCACCUACAUGUUCCUAAUAAGCAAACGUCUGAAAAAACGACACCAUUUAUGGGACGACGUACGAGCACAAUUUUACGAAGUCUGCAAUAAAUGGACCGACGAAUUGGAUCGACUAAAAACACCGUUCCAUGGCGGCAAAGCACCGGAUCUGGCCGAUCUGGCCGUAUUCGGUGCAAUGAAUUCGUUUGUAGGAUGUCAAACGUUUACGGAUCUGAUGAACAACACGAGAAUAAAGCCAUGGUUCGAUGCGAUGAAAGAGAAUGCGGAGAAAAAUAGAGGAACGAUUGUCGCUGCCGGUGUAACGCUGUAA
Molecule: messenger RNA, 1002 nt
Organism: Bradysia coprophila
Lineage: Eukaryota; Metazoa; Arthropoda; Insecta; Diptera; Sciaridae
Product: prostaglandin E synthase 2-like
Cellular component (GO): mitochondrion
Molecular function (GO): prostaglandin-E synthase activity
Source: RefSeq, a predicted model, not a curated record